This is a messenger RNA of Eucalyptus grandis, 722 nucleotides long. Its product is annotated as 60S ribosomal protein L31. NCBI's taxonomy places the organism in Eukaryota, Viridiplantae, Streptophyta, Magnoliopsida, Myrtales, Myrtaceae. Gene Ontology annotation, molecular function: structural constituent of ribosome. The record is from RefSeq and is a predicted model, not a curated record. Gene Ontology annotation, biological process: cytoplasmic translation. Gene Ontology annotation, cellular component: ribosome; cytosolic large ribosomal subunit.
CACCUUUAUUUAGCUUCAAGCAUCGCCCUCCACCUCCGUUUCCUCUCUCAUCCCCCAGCAAAAUCUAGCAGGUAAGACUCGAGGUGAAAGAGCCGAGGUGCGAGGAUGGUGGAGAACUCGAAAGGCAGGAAAGAGGAGGUGGUGACCAGGGAGUACACCAUCAACCUCCACAAGCGUCUCCAUGGAUGCACAUUCAAGAAGAAAGCUCCCAAGGCCAUAAAAGAGAUCCGGAAGUUUGCCCAGAAAGCCAUGGGAACCAAUGACGUGAGAGUUGAUGUGAAGCUCAACAAGCACAUAUGGAGCAGGGGGAUUCGAAGUGUGCCGAGGAGGAUCAGGGUCCGUGUUGCCCGCAAGAGGAACGAGGACGAGGAUGCCAAGGAGGAGCUUUACUCUCUAGUCACCGUUGCUGAGAUCCCACCAGAAGGGCUAAAGGGAUUGGGCACCAAGAUCAUUGAAGACGAUGAAUGAGUUAUCUUUGUUUCCUAGCUUAGUAAAUCUUGCUUUUGUCUGGAUUAAAAGACUUAAUGAGAGUUUUGUUCAACAUUUUUGGGCGUUGUUAGAUUGGUCCGUAAACCAUGAUGACAGAUGCAGAAAACCUCUUACCAUAUUGUUGUUGGUUUGUUACUUCUCGUCUCCUCAUACUGUUCAGGACCAAGGAUCCAUUGUCACGUGUUUUCUAAUUAUGUGGUUGGACGAAUUACAAUAUCAUCUUACGUUACGAA